This is a messenger RNA of Adineta ricciae, 186 nucleotides long. The record is from the annotation of a GenBank genome assembly. Lineage: Eukaryota; Metazoa; Rotifera; Eurotatoria; Adinetida; Adinetidae.
AAAACGGGAGACAUUCCUACUUGAAUUGUGUUUAAAGGUACACCUGAACCAGGUGGCAAUUUAACUGGUUCCAUAUCAAAUGGAAAUGUGAAGAUCACGCGUACGCGACAAAAAGCAGCGGGACGGAAAGCGAUUUUAGAUGAUGCUCCGAAGGCCAAUCGACCAAGUUCAUCUACUUCACAAUAA